AUGGUAUGUAGGUGUUCAUGGGGUGGAGUUAAUAGCCUUAUCUAUCUUGGCACCUUUUUAGCCAUCUCUAUCUUGGCACCUUCUUCGGCCACAUCAUAUAUCUAUCCUGGAACCCUUCUUGGUCACAUCAUACAUCUAUCAUGGAACCUUUCUUGGUCACAUCAUAUAUCUAUCCUGGAACCCUUCUUGGCCACAUCAUAUAUCUAUCCUGGAACCCUUCUUGGUCACAUCAUAUAUCUAUCCUGGAACCUUUCUUGGUCACAUCAUAUAUCAUCCUGGAACCCUUCUUGGUCACAUCAUAUAUCUAUCCUGAACCUUUCUUGGUCAACCCCUGAACCCUUCUUGGUCACAUCAUAUAUCUAUCCUGGAACCUUUCUUGGUCACAUCAUAUAUCUAUCCUGGAACCUUUCUUGGUCACAUCAUAUAUCUAUCCUGGAACCUUUCUUGGUCACAUCAUAUAUCUAUCCUGGAACCCUUCUUGGCCACAUCAUAUCUAUCCUUUUCUGGCCAUGUUUAUAUGCAUAUCAAAGUGAAAUUUCAUUUGUAUUGAUGUCAUACUGUAAUAUUCUCUCCCUCAUGUUGUAUCCAAUUUGA
Messenger RNA from Acanthosepion pharaonis, 594 nucleotides. NCBI's taxonomy places the organism in Eukaryota, Metazoa, Mollusca, Cephalopoda, Sepiida, Sepiidae. The record is from the annotation of a GenBank genome assembly.